Cyphomyrmex costatus is the source of this 4127-nucleotide messenger RNA. It is a transcript of the gene NSD, whose product is annotated as Nuclear receptor binding SET domain protein. The coding region runs from base 22 to 4092 and encodes 1356 amino acids. Gene Ontology annotation, cellular component: nucleus. The transcript is spliced from 13 exons. Gene Ontology annotation, molecular function: histone methyltransferase activity; protein binding. The record is from RefSeq and is a predicted model, not a curated record. NCBI's taxonomy places the organism in Eukaryota, Metazoa, Arthropoda, Insecta, Hymenoptera, Formicidae.
GCUGUGCUAAAAGCCGGAGUCAUGAAUACAGAUAUUAAUACAGAGUUUAGGAAGGCGUCUGUGCCGGAUCACGCCACAUCCCAAGCGGAAACCAACGAGACCAGAGCCUCGACGAGCGAGGAUGCUUGUAAUGAUCGUGAGGCUUCACAAGAUGAUUGUAAUGGCUGUACUCCAAGUAAAAGCCGUUAUGGUAGAACAAUAAGACCCAGGUCAACCAUUCACAAUGCUAUGGACAUUGUACAGAAUUAUAAACCAAGAACACAUAGGCAACUAAUUAGUUCUGUCGAUGAUAACAUAGAUGAAAGCCUAGAAGAAAUUAAUACAGAUAAUGUAGAUGAAGUUAGCAAUUCAUCUAUGUUAAAUAACAUAGAAGAGAUUUCAUCUCCGAAAUUAAAUAAUCCUAAUAUUGAAUGUUCAUGGAUGGUAGGACAGUUGGCUUGGGCAAGAGUAGGUAAUUUCCCAUUUUGGCCCUGUAUGGUCACAGUUGAUACAUCAGAAAGAAUAUAUUAUAAACUGAGAGUUAGAGGUAAGUCAGUGAUCAUGAUGAUGCAUGUUCAUUAUUUUGGGGACAAAGGCCGUCAUAGCUGGGUUUCAGCAAAUUGUAUGAUACAAUUCACGGGCCUUGCUGAUUUCCUGAAAUUAGCAGAAUCAUUAACGACAGAAACAAAGAAAAAGGAUCCCAAGUAUGUUGCUGCUUUUGUUGUAAAACCAGGAAUAAAAAAAAAGUGGCAAAAUGCUGUCGAAGAAGCUACACAAACACAAUUAUUAUCAAGUGAGGAGAGAAUUGCGAUUUUUACGGUAAAACUUAAAGUUCGGAAGUCUAAAGUGUAUACCGUUGAUGAAAAAAGUAAAAAGAGGAGAUAUUCAAGACUGAGCUUGGAAACGGAGCAAACUGAACCUGAUGUCAAACGUCCUAAGCAGGAAAAUGUAUAUGAUACACAAAAGCCGGAAGUAUCAAAGUUACAUAAAUCGGAAUUGUCAAAGAAAAAUUCACGAAUUGCAAAUGGAAAAAUUGAUUCGAAAUUAAAUUCGGAUUCUUUGCCUUCAUCUCCUGCAAGUCAUAAAAGUUCUUUCGAAAGUACGAGCAAAUAUUUUAAAAACGAGGAAGAUGAAGAGAGUAUAUUCAAACUUUAUUAUGAAGAUAAUAAAAAUUUGUUAGAAAAUGAAUAUCCAGAUAUGCCUAAAAGCGAUAUUAAAAGAUAUUUGCGGAAAACUUGGGAUAAUAUGGAUAUAGAAUAUCGAAAAAAACUCGGAUUGCAUAUGACAACUGAAAGUUCUCAUUCACUGUCGAAAGAAAGCUCUCUGGAUGAAGAUGAGAUUAUAGAGAUUGAUACAACUAUAAAGGAAAAUAAAAGGACGAGAAAUAAGGACAGGGAAUGUCGAAAAAAACUUAGAUUAAACACGACAAACGAAAGUUCGAAAGAGAGUUCUCCAGAUGAAGAUGAAACAAUAGAAAUUGAUACAAAUAUAAAGGAAAACAAAAAGACGAAAAGUAAAAUUGACAAGGAAGAAAAUUCUGUUUCGGAAAUAAAACGAAGUAGAUUGUAUAAUCUCUUUAAAGGUAUGAAACAAGAAAAAGUUUGUCAGAUUUGUGAGAAGACAGGCAAGUUAACGAGAUGUAAAGGGCCUUGUUAUUCUUAUUUUCAUUUAUCAUGUGUUAAACCUGGCGAAUCUAGUCCAGAAUAUUCUGUUGACGAGAACACAUUGGAUGACAGAUUACUUAGUGAUUUAAACAUAAUUAAGAAAAGUAUUAAUGAUGAAAGUGAAAAUAAUGAUAAAUCUGAUGAGCAAGAGGACGAGACAUUCAAAUGUAUUGAUUGUUUAUCUGGCGUAGCACCUGCAUGUUUCCUAUGCAAUGAGAGGGAAGGGGAUAGAAUAAGAUGUAUUGUCCCAGCUUGUGGAAAACAUUAUCAUUCUAAUUGCUUGAUAUCGUGGCCACAAUCACAUUGGCAAGGUGGACGUUUGACAUGUCCAUACCAUGUAUGCCACACCUGCAGUUCUGAUAAUCCUCAAGAUAAACGUUCUCGUGCCCCGAACGAAAAAAUGGCGAGGUGUGUUCGUUGUCCUUCAUCUUAUCAUGCAUCAACAUUAUGUCUGCCUGCUGGUUCAGUAAUUCUGACGGCCAGUCAAAUUAUAUGCCCAAAACAUUACAAAGCACCACAUCCUCCAUUAAAUGCAGCAUGGUGUUUCCUAUGUACACGUGGUGGUAGUCUUAUUUGUUGUGAUACGUGUCCAACUUCCUUUCACUUGGAAUGUUUAGGUAUAAAUGCACCAGAUGGCGGAUUUAUAUGUGAAGAUUGUGAAACAGGAAGAUUACCUCUGUAUGGGGAAGUUGUAUGGGUGAAACUCGGCCAUUAUCGGUGGUGGCCAUCUCGUAUAUGCUACCCACAUGAAAUUCCUGAAAAUGUAGAGGCCAAAUCUCACAGUCCUGGUAAAUUUUGCGUAAUGUUUUUGGGAUCUAACGAUUAUUAUUGGGUACAUAGAGGUCGAGCCUUUUUGUAUCAAGAUGGUGAUGCAACUACGAAACCACCUAUAGGUAAAAAAACUAUGAUGGACGAUACAUAUCGAAUAGCUCUUGAAGAAGCCAAUAAAAUACAUCAGCAAUUAAAAGCAAGACGUUCCAUGACUAAAGAACCAAAAGGACUGAAACCACCACCAUAUGUAAAAUUAAAAGUCAAUAAACCAGUGGGUAACGUCAAGCCAACCGAAGUCGAAAGCAUUGUGGCAUGUGAAUGUGAUCCUGAAUGGGAUAAUCCUUGUGCACCUAACACGGAUUGUCUAAAUCGUAUACUAAUGGUUGAAUGCAGUCCUGGAAUCUGUCCAGCUGGAGCUAAAUGUAUGAAUCAGUCGUUUGUACUGCGACAGUAUCCGGCAAUGGAGCCAUUUCAUACCGUGGGUCGCGGCUGGGGCUUGAGGACUUUGGAGGAUGUUAAAACGGGACAAUUUGUCAUUGAGUAUGUAGGAGAAAUUAUAGACGAUGCUGAAUAUAAGCGUAGAUUACAUCGGAAGAAAGAACUGAAAAAUGAGAAUUUCUACUUCCUGACAAUAGACAACAAUAGAACGAUUGAUGCUGAACCAAAAGGAAAUCUGAGUCGAUUUAUGAAUCAUUCAUGUGCUCCAAACUGCGAAACGCAGAAGUGGACAGUGAAUGGAGACACUCGUAUAGGUCUAUUCGCUUUGCGCGAUAUAGAAUCUGGAGAAGAGCUAACAUUUAACUACAAUUUAGCAUCUGAUGGAGAAACACGAAAAGCGUGUCUAUGCGGUGCAUCAAAUUGUAGUGGUUUUAUUGGAUUAAAGGCACAGAAACAACAAAUCCCAGUAGUACAGAAACAACAAACACCAGUAGGACUGAAACAACAAAUGCCAGUAGCACAGAAACAACAAACGCCAGUAGCACAAUCAACUGUGCAAUUAAAAAAAAUUGACAAGCCGAAACGAUAUAAACGAUGGAGAAAGCAUAAAUGUUGGCGAUGUGGACAAGAAAUAUCAUUUGACAACAACGAAUUUGUAAUCUGCUCACAAAAGACUUGUAACAAAAAGUAUCAUCAAACGUGCGUAAUAAUCGAUGAAUCAACAGACUCGAAAUUCUCUUGUCCGUGGCAUUUUUGCUCAGAAUGUGGACGUCGAACAUCAGCACAUUGUUCAUUUUGUAGCACUGCCUUUUGUCAAGUCCAUCUGGAUGGUAAUUUAUUUGAACGGGAGGAUGACAAGGGCUUCAUGUGCAAGUCUCAUGAAAAUAUGGAUACACAGAAACCUAUUGAAGAUGAGAAAGAAUAUUCGGAUAACGAGACAGAUAAAGAAUAUUCUUCGACAAGUUCCACUAGUCCGAUUGUAAUGGAAAAAAUUGCAACGCGAGAACCAUCACCAAGGGUUUCUAUCGUAGAGGUUCAUCUAAGCAGCGAAGAGAGUGAAGAAUCUCAGAAGGAAGAGGAAGAAAACAAUCUCGAGACUAAAUUUAUGUCAUGUGAUGAAAGUUCAAGAACAAAAGAAACAUUUCAUAAAUCAUUGAAGAAAGUAAAUCAAGCGAAGGAGUUAAGUAAUCUUACAUCUAGUCAACUGGAAGCUAUAAUUGGUGUUAAUCUCUCUCCAUGAAUGAAUUUCUCUGCCAUUCAAUGAAAUUCCCUGUU